Messenger RNA from Salvia hispanica, 1458 nucleotides. RefSeq names its product Basic-leucine zipper (bZIP) transcription factor family protein. Gene Ontology annotation, cellular component: nucleus. Gene Ontology annotation, biological process: regulation of DNA-templated transcription. Gene Ontology annotation, molecular function: DNA-binding transcription factor activity. NCBI's taxonomy places the organism in Eukaryota, Viridiplantae, Streptophyta, Magnoliopsida, Lamiales, Lamiaceae. The record is from RefSeq and is a predicted model, not a curated record.
UCAAAAAGUCCACCCAACUCACACACACACACUCCUUUUAGUCUUUCUUUUCUUUCCUAGUUCAACCAGAAACAGUUAAAUCCACUCCCCAUCAUCCAACCGCAAAAAAGGUUCAAUCUUUAAGAUGCAAGAUCCCAACUCCAAGCAGCAAAUGCCGCCCCUCUCCGCCGCAAUGCGCCACCGCCGCGCCCACUCCGAGGUCAACUUCCGUCUCCCCGACGACCUAGAUCUGGGCUCCGACCCCUUCGACGCCCCCGCCGCGAGCUUCGACGAGAUGGGAUCCGAAGACGAUCUCUUCUCCACCUACAUGGACAUUGAGAAGCUCAGCGCCGCUCCCGGAUCUGCCGCCGCCGACGAUGACGCCGACAAGAGGCCGCGCCACCGCCACAGCAAUUCCGUCGAUAGCAGCUCCAGCUUCUUGCUCAGCGACAGCAGCAUCGAGGCCAAGAAGGCUAUGCCCCCCGACAAGCUUGCUGAGCUCUGGACUAUUGAUCCCAAACGCGCAAAAAGGAUUCUGGCAAAUCGGCAGUCUGCUGCUCGAUCAAAAGAAAGGAAGGCCCGGUAUAUAUCUGAACUGGAGAGAAAAGUUCAGACGCUUCAAACUGAAGCAACGACUCUCUCUGCGCAACUCACUCUGUUCCAGAGAGACACAACUGGACUCAGUAAUGAGAAUACGGAGCUUAAGCUUCGGUUGCAAGCCAUGGAACAGCAAGCUCAACUACGCGAUGCACUCAAUGAAGCACUACGGCAGGAAGUAGAAAGACUCAGAGUCGCGACUGGAGAAAUGUCGACCACAUCAGAUACGUUCAAUCUAACCGUGCAGCACCUUCCCUACAACCAGACCACAUUCUUUUCCAACCAGCCUCAAGCUGGCUCAAACGAAUCAUUGAACACACAAAUGCAGCAGUUUCACACACUUCAAGCCGGCAUGUCAAGCCACCAGCAGCAUGCCAUGCUCUCUGCCAAUCACACAAGGCAACUCUCCGACUCAAUGCACCAAGACCCUCUCGGACGAUUUCAAGGCCUUGAUAUCAGCAACGGAACCACUCAUGUGAAGUCUGAAGGCCCCUCUAUAUCCGCCAGUGAAAGCAGUAGUACAUUCUGAUUUUCAGGUUCUUUUGAUUUUUUUUAUCCCCGAAAAUCUGUUUGUUCAUAGACUGACACCACCGCGUUUAACAUCCAGAAUCAUCAGCAAUCCACAUUUUUUCAUUAACUUUUUUUCUCUCUUUCUUUCUUUGGAGUUAACUGGUUGUUUUAGGUUCCCCCUUAGUGUUGUAGGUUUGUCGUUGUUCUUUGCGUUGGGAGCCGGUUAAGUCUUCGUUUCGUCUACAUUUUGAUUUAUUCGUUUAAACUGAGAAAUCAUAGGUUGUGUUGUAUGUCGAUUGUAAUGAACUUGCACAUCAGUUUGUGUUGGUUUACUGAUAGAUUUUUUAAUUUUUAUGCUUUGCUCUUCACUCA